GUAGGCUGGACAAGGGAACGUGCUUCCAUAGCAACCAGUAAGCGGAGGCUUUCAAUAGCUGGGUGUUGGAGGAAAUUAUGCGGUGCUCUGCAGGUACCUUUUCUGGGAUUACAAUGGAUAUUACAAGAGGAAGUCUAGAUGAAAUUGCAAGGCCAUCUUCUAACUCAAGAAUUAAUCAGAGAAACAAAGUUUUAAGUGCAUCCCUAGAGAUUUUAACACCAGCGCCUGAUAUUUCUAAGGAAUGUUCCUUUGAUCUUUACAAUAUUCCUACAGAAGAUGGUUCAAAAGAAAAUGAUAAUGGAAAUGAAGAGGAAUAUAAAACCAAAAGAAUGAAUAUUUCAGGUGGAGUAUCUGAAGAAAAAACAAUGGGUACUUUCCAGCAAUUGAUGCAGAAUACAGUUCAGGUGACAGGUUCAGCAGAUUCUGAAGAUGACUGUGCAGAAAGUAAGCCUUCCAGCUACAGCAGUAUUCCUCAGGAUAAACAUGUUAAUCUGGAAGACUCUAAAGGGAGUGAUGUAGACUGCCUCAUCCAACAAGCCAUAGAGAAGAUGAAAAGGUUGGACCAGAUAUUGGCAAACAAACAAUCUCAAGAAAAAGCAGUUAAAAAACAAGGGAAAGAGAUGAGAACAAAACUGUGGGAAGAACUUCAGUCUCUGACAUCUCGAAGUUCCUCAGUGACUGCUGAAGAGGCUGAGAACACUAGCAGGUUUUUGGCUUUGGACUGUGAAACAUCUAGGCCUGCUGCUGUUGCUGAAGAUGAAAUGUUUAUUGGAGUAUUUCACACACAGAUUAAUUCAGAAAAUUAUGAAUACAGAGGAAGACUAAUCAAGCAAGGUUGUUUAAAUGCAGAGAGAACGAGAAGCUCAAUGAGGAAAACAGAGAACAUGCAUCAGAAAACUGAAACAAGUUCUAAAAAACCAAAUAAUUUUAUUAAAAAGAACAUUGAGUUGGUCAAGGAGUUUGGGAAUCAAGUGGUUUUGCUGGAGGAAGAAAAGAAGAGGCUAUCAGAAUUACUGAAAGAUACUGAAGAUGACAGCAGUGAACCGCAGGUUUUUGAGGGAGAAGCUACUGGAUGGUUAGUACCAGGUGAAGGAUACACUCCUGAACCAAUGGAAUAUCAUUAUCUCACAGAACUUGAGGCUAAACUCAAAGUAAUAAUCUCAGAUGGAGAUUUUGCUGCUAUUCAAAGCUCCCUUUCUAAAGUCCCCAAACAGAUUUAUCAGGAGUCUCUGGCUUAUGCAAAUAGAGAGUUGGAAACUAUUCCAGGUGAAAAGGUUUUAAGAGACACUAAAGAAGAGCGUAAUCAACAAAAUCGGCUCAAAGAGAUUGAUCAGCAGCUGAAAAACCUGGAGAGGACUGCAGAUGCACCGCCUUCUGUCUCAAAAGAGCAGCUUAAUGCCCUUCUGGAAGAAUAUAUGCAAUCUCAAAUAACUAUAGCCAGACUUGCCCUGCCAGCAUCUCAGGGAUCUUUUUUUGAUGGAAUGAGCCCUGGAUUUGACCAAUUUGAAAACUCUACUCAAGACUUCAAGAAUGACUUAUUAGAUGACACUCAUAGUGUGGGAAUGUUGAGAAAGCAAGAAGUGGUUGAAGCUUUGGAUGAAGAUGUAUGUUCAAAGGAAACACUAGAAACCACUGACUGUAAUGAUAGCAAGACAUUAGCUGAGUCUUACUUGUCUGAGGAACCUAUGGCUGAGAAAAAAGAAAAUGAUGACCAGGAAGUCCAACAGGAGAUGCUGUCAAGCAAUAAUUCUGCUGGGUACUUCAUGCCAAUAGCCCGCAGCACAGACAAGCCAAUAAAGCCCUCUUUUCUUGAUGAACCUUUUUAUUCUACCAGCAUGAACAAUGAGUUAUCCACAGAUGUUAGCAUUCCUGGCAUAAUGUUGAAAACCAGAGGAGGUGAGGUUCUUAAUAAACCUGUGGAAUAAGCUUUUCAUUAUGGUUUUAAAAACUGAAGCAGGUUCUCGCCAAAGGUAUGCACUAAUGUAUUAUGAUUACACUGGAAGGGCAAAAAGUUCUUUCAUAAGGCAUAAAACUAUGCCAGAAAUAACACAAAAUUUCAAAAUGUUUCUGACAUUCUUGAACUGACAUAAAUAGCUGAAAGAUUAGUUCUCAUAGGAAAAACACUAAAAUAAUGAUUUAUUAUGUCCCCAUAAAUUAUCUCUUUAAUAA
Heteronotia binoei (common prickly gecko) is the source of this 2169-nucleotide messenger RNA. It is a transcript of the gene FSIP1, whose product is annotated as fibrous sheath interacting protein 1. Lineage: Eukaryota; Metazoa; Chordata; Lepidosauria; Squamata; Gekkonidae. The record is from RefSeq and is a predicted model, not a curated record.